AUGGAGUCAAAUCAGGACGACUUCCUCUCAGCUCUCCAGAAAAGAAAAAGAAAUCUCAUCAAAAAACUUGAAAGAAUUCAAAAAAAAGAAGGAGAACUCAAAGUUUCUGGCAAGGAGAUGAACGAGGAAGAGCGUAAAAUGAUUGAAUCCAAGGCUCAAACUGAGGACUUUUUAGCAGAAAUUGAGCGAUCAAUUGAGUUUUACCAAACCACAAACCAAACCCCUAAAAAAGAUAUAAAGCCUCCUACACAGAAAGUUGAAGAAGACAGGUCUGAUGAAAUCAUUAGGCUUUGGAUUUUGGGAGAAUUCUUAAGAUCACCGAAAGUCAAGGAAAAGCAUUAUUAAAGUCAGACACAAGCCAUAUUGGUGGCGCAGUCACUAAAGACCUCCCGUACAGGAGGUUCUACAGCUUUUCGAAUCUAGCCCAGAGAGUCUAUCCCUCUUGCGAGUGCCCUUCUGGCACCUUCUGUCUCCUCCUUGCCUUGAGGCUUCAGUCUUGGGUGGGCGGCUUAUGGAUUUCUGCGGCCCUGCUACGGCGAUUGGAGUAGCUUGAUUCCAUAGAUCCUUGGAGUCUAUUGGGUGUCAAAGUGCCUUCCUUCGACAGCUACAAAAAAAAGACUGUUCCUCUGUGACCUGGGCCGAGAGCCCAGUUUCCCAGUAGAGGAAUGUCCAUGGGUCCUCGGAUCCAAAGUGCAUUGUUGAGCACCUCCAUUUCCAACCACAGGAAAGCAGCCAAAAACCUACCUGAUACACACCUCUUGAGCCUGUACUUGAUUUCGGCUCGGAGUCCACCCCAGUUCGCAGUAGCCAUAAGGUCUGGACUGCUGCGCUAAGAGGUCAGGCUGACACGUGUCUCCAUUUUAAUGUAUACCAAAAGUCAAGGAAAUGUUCAAAAAAUCUAACCAUGGAGAGUGUGAUUUGGAACCAUUUUUAAGCUUCCAUUCACUCAGUCAAGGCGAAACUGGUGAAAAAUUCAUAGAUAUCUAUGGAAAUUUCAAGCGCUCUUUAGACCUUUUUGCAAAAAGAAGCGAAAAAGUCGCCCCGGGGACACUGAGAACUUAUAGAAGUUUGUCUGAUUUUGCAAAUAAUGCAUUUCAAUGGUCCUCCGCACAAAGCAAGCCAGCAGAUAUAGUUGAAGCCCCAGCAGAAAAAAUUAUUCCUAAUGAAGUAGCAAGCAAAGAAACAAUUCCAAGUGCUCCUUCUGCAGCCAAAGAAGAAGCUAAGGUGCAGACCGUGAAAGUUGUAGAGUCAACUUGGAGCAAAUUAGAUGAAGAAACCAAAGAUGAGCCUGCCGAUGAAAAUGAUGGAUUCGUAGAAGUCACAAAGAAAAAACCAAGACCUCACAAGAGCAACGAGAAAGAAGCCAAAAAGGAAAAAGUCGGAAGAGGAAAUAGAGGAGGAAAGCGAGGAGGAGAUAGAGGAGAAUACAGAAAAGAAAAAUCAUAA
Molecule: messenger RNA, 1446 nt
Organism: Blepharisma stoltei
Lineage: Eukaryota; Ciliophora; Heterotrichea; Heterotrichida; Blepharismidae
Source: the annotation of a GenBank genome assembly